Messenger RNA from Neoarius graeffei (lesser salmon catfish), 234 nucleotides. RefSeq names its product protein FAM240B. The record is from RefSeq and is a predicted model, not a curated record. The coding region runs from base 1 to 234 and encodes 77 amino acids. The transcript has 2 exons. NCBI's taxonomy places the organism in Eukaryota, Metazoa, Chordata, Actinopteri, Siluriformes, Ariidae.
AUGAAUGCAGCACUAAUCCAUGACAAAUUAUUUAUCAAAGCAUUCUGGGAGAAAAGAAUUUCAAAUCACACCCAGAUAACCAACAGUGAGGAAUUAAGGAUGAAGAACAGUGCACUUUCAAAGCUCCGUGAGGAAUGGCUAAUGAGACUUGAGAGUCAAACAAAACAUAUCAAGAACAUCAAUGACAGACAUGCCAUAAUGUCAACAGAGGCCAAGCAGAUUGAUCAGGAAUGA